Molecule: messenger RNA, 1881 nt
Organism: Hansenula anomala
Lineage: Eukaryota; Fungi; Ascomycota; Saccharomycetes; Phaffomycetales; Wickerhamomycetaceae
Gene: SND1
Product: Snd1p
Exons: 1
Coding region: 1-1881 (626 amino acids)
Source: RefSeq, a predicted model, not a curated record
AUGUCGAGAGUCAAAAUCAAAGAGAUAGACUCUCUCUUUAUACUGAGACACGCCCAACGGAAUGAUAAAGUCGCUACAACAACUUCAUCAAUAGAUUUUGUCGCUAAUAACAAUGAUACGGCUGCUAAUGGCUACAUGAUUACAGAAACUUAUAACCCACCUCUAGCUACAUUUCAAUCUACUGGUAAUAAAUCAAACAAUGGUUGUGUUCAAGCUAUGAGUAUGGGUCAACAAAUCUUGAAUUAUAUUGAUCAUAACAUUGAGGAGUCAUUAAUUAUUUUGAAAUUUCAUACAUCCCCAUAUUUAAGAUGUAUUGAAACUAUCAAAUUCAUACUUGACUAUUUCACCAAAAAUCAUCAUGAUGAUUCCAAAACAAUAAGAUGUAUCAUUUCAAUAGACCAGGUGCUAUCAGAAUGGUUAAGUACAGAUCUAGAUAUAAAUUAUUAUCCUCCAAGUGAUAAUGGUGCCUCAUUACUAAGCACUGCUAUGCAAUAUUUGAAUUCAAAAUUACCAUUUCAUAGACAUACAAACUUAGAGAUUCAAUUGGAUCUACACAAUAGUUAUAAGCAUGGAAAUCCUGGAUGUUUCAAUGAAAGUUUUAUUCAACAGUAUUCAAGAUUAAAUAAUGGAUUAAUAUCAAUAGUCAAACAUGAAACUAAUAAUUUAUCAAAUGAAUCAGAUUCAAAAGAUUUGGUGAUAAUAAUGACACAUGGUGCUUGUGUAAGGAGCUUAGUCUCGAAACUACUAGGAAGAUCAUUGUAUGUGGAAAUCCCAUUAGCUUCCUUAUCAAUUGCAAAACCAUUAAUGGAAGACUCAAAACAUUAUUAUUGGCAAUUAUUAAAGACUGACAUUGAUACAAAAUUAGAUAAUUUCCAACAAAUUGACUUAUAUUCCAAACAUGAUCCUUUCCAAGAUUUCCAAACAACCUUCAAACAAAAUGUUGGUACAAAUCAAUUGAAUUUCAAGAGUUUAAUACCCGCUUCCAAGACUGAAAAUUUCAAUAGAAUUAGAUCGCAGUCAUUGUUAACACCAAGGCCUAAACAUCAUGAUUCAGAUGAUGAAGAUAAUGAAGAUCAAUCAGAUGAUGAAGGUAUAAGUUUCACAGCACGCAAAAGACGUCCAAGAAGUGUCACUACAUCAGCUUCUACUGCCACUGACAACCAAAGAAGAUUCAGAUCUUCAAGCUUAUUUGGUCCAGUUUUGAAAAAUCCUUUCUUCUCGGAUGAAUCACUGAAAUCUAAUAACGAUGAUAGAAAAAAAAUGUUUAUUGAUCAAGAAGAUGAAAUCAUUUCACCUGUUCAAAAUUUGUCAAAAAAACCAUCUCAGUCAAAUUCAUCUUCUUUCCAAAACAUCCAUGAAGAUGAUGGCACAUUCGGUGGGGCUAAACAAGACUCUAACGAAUUGGUUCCAGAUCUAGGCGAAUCAUUCUCCUCAAAUAAUAGUUCCACAAAUAGCCUACAUGAAGAAAUGACCAAUAUCGUACCAGGAUCAUUUUCAAAAAUGGUUAAACCACCAUCACAAAACACAUCAUCAUCAUCAACAACAUUGCAAAAUCAACCAACGACUACUUCAUCAACUCCGUUACCUCAAAAUAGCUCUUCAUUGUUUGAUAAAUCAUUAAUAGAGAAAACUUUACAAGAGAUUAAUCUCACAUCACAGAAUGAACCAGAUCAUAAGACUGGUGAAACAGGAGGUGAUUGGUUGAAUUUCAAAAAGGACACUUCAACUGGUUCGAAUAAUGAAGGUUCAAAUAAGUUCAAAAUUGAUCUGUAUGGUAAAAAAGAUCGUUUAAGGUUGAACUUGUAUAAUAAUAUGAAUGAUGAAGAUGAAGAGGAUGUUCAAGGCUCGAGUGGUUGGUUUUUGGGUUCUAAUAAGUAUUAA